GUAGUUCAAUUUUAUUGAUUGCAAUAUGUCUAAAGAAGAAGUCGUGCAGCGAGGAAACUGGAAAACGUGGUGGGAGUUUUUAUUUUCUUCUGUCGGGUGUUUGGUUGGACUUGGUAACAUAUGGAGAUUUCCUUAUAUUUGUUUCAAGAAUGGAGGAGGUGCAUUCCUGAUUCCAUAUUUUAUAUUCAUGUUCCUAUGUGCGAUGCCAAUGAUGUUCUUGGAAAUGACUUUUUCCCAGUAUUCUAAUCUAGGACCUGGAAGAGUUUGGAUUUGUUGUCCGCUACUAAAAGGAAUAGGACAUGGAAUGGUCGUGUUGACGGGAAUUGUAAGUACAUACUACAACGUCAUCUUGGCCUGGGCACUGUAUUAUUUUGGAAUGUCUUUCUUCCCCAAACUUCCAUGGACCAGUUGUGACAACGCCUGGAAUACUGAGUUCUGUGAUCUGCGAGAGAUGAAUUCGAGUUUGCCAAACUCCACGCUAUUUAUUGAAGAUGAUAAUGUUAACAUCUCACUGCGUUCUUCUGCGGAGGAAUUCUGGGCGCGAAAUGUCCUUGACAUCUCUGAUGGCAUUGGGAACCCUGGGAGUAUUCGCUGGCAGCUUCUCUUGUGUCUACUGGCUGCUUGGUUAGCUGUGUUUCUGUGUUUAUUCAAAGGAAUCAAAACUUCCGGAAAGGUUGUAUACGUGGCUGCCACUGUGCCGUACCUAUUCCUAUUGACUUUGUUUAUAAGAGGUUUGACAUUUAAUAUUGAUGGAGCAAUGAAAGGUUUAGGCGUGUUUCUGAUACCUCGAUGGGAAGACCUGCUUAGAUUCAAUGUGUGGUGUGAUGCUGCAGUACAGAUGUUUUACUCUGCUGGACUAGGAUGGGGAGGCAUUUCUACCUUGGCAAGCUAUAAUUCCUUUAAUAACAACGUUUUCAGAGACGCCAUGAUCCUUCCUGUUGUUGACGUAUUGACGAGCGUUUUUGCCGGAUGUGUGGUAUUCGUGACGCUGGGUUUCAUGGCCGACGAAGCCGGUGUUUCUAUUGAUAAAGUUGUUAACAGCGGACCUGGAAUAGCUUUCAUUGUGUACCCCGAGGCAGUCUCUAAACUCCCUCUCCCUCAGCUCUGGGCCGUUCUUUUCUUCAUCAUGCUUUUCACAGUUGGACUUGACAGUCAGAUGGUACAUAUUCAAACCUUGACAGGUGCUCUACAUGACAACUUUCCAAAAGCUUUAAACAAGUGGAAAACUUCAUUAACUGGGAUACUCUGUUUUAUUGGUUUCUUGCUUGGAAUACCAUGCAUUACGCAGGGUGGUAUAUAUGUCUUAACCCUUAUUGAUUGGUAUUGUGCCAGUGUGUCUGUAAUGCUGUUGACACUUCUAGAAGUGACGUCAUUGGCCUGGUUCUAUGGUGUGGAAAGAAUUUACAAGGACUUGGAAAUGAUGAUCGGGUAUAAACCAACACCGUUAUGGAAGAUUAUGUGGUUAUUCAUAACUCCUUUGGUGAUAUUGCUUAUCUGGAUUGUCAGUUUAAUUCGUUAUUCGCCGGUAGAGUAUGGCGAUUACAAGUAUCCAUCUUACGCUAUUGGGAUAGGAUGGAUGAUAGCCAUUUUAUCGUUAGUGUCAAUACCCGUAGGAAUGGUAACGACACUCUUAAACACGGGGGAUAACUCGACACCUCUUCUGCAAAGACUAAGAUUUUCGUUACAACAUACUGAAGACUGGAAACCUGCAGUGCAGUCUCUCCCUGGGGACGUAGAGAUGAGGAAAACGCUUAUUUAAUUCCAAUACAAAUACAUGUAUCAACUUGUACACAUUUCAUAUGCAUUUUAUAUACAUGUAUCUGUCAUAUGAGACUAAACAUUUAUUUCAUGUAUUUUAUUUUUGAGUUGGAGGAUGUUAAAUAAUUUUUUUGUAAAAA
Molecule: messenger RNA, 1898 nt
Organism: Saccostrea echinata
Lineage: Eukaryota; Metazoa; Mollusca; Bivalvia; Ostreida; Ostreidae
Product: sodium- and chloride-dependent glycine transporter 1-like
Exons: 13
Coding region: 26-1759 (577 amino acids)
Biological process (GO): sodium ion transmembrane transport
Cellular component (GO): membrane
Source: RefSeq, a predicted model, not a curated record